ACUCACAUCUCUAAUUCACCCCGCAAUGGCAGGCAAAUUCGAUGCGAACAAUGCCCAGAAUCUCGUCGAGAUCGAGAAACAGUUCGCAGUGAAAGCCGUAGAACAAGCCCAGACGUAUUGGAAUCUUUUGGAGAUUAUGAAUCCGCGCGAUUUGAAGUUGACAAAACUAGACGACGAAAUCUACGCACACGCCCAAUCCUCGUUCCCAGAACUCUUCGUCCCGCCAUACGACAAACUCAUCAAGCUAGAUGAAGAGUGGAUGAAGUCUCCACAGGGAAAGGAACGGUGGCGCGUUUUUAUUGAGUCGUACAAAGACAAAAUCCAAGACUACAACUUUGGUUCUCUCAUCCGUACGAACGCGGAGGACGAGUAUGGGGAGACGAAUACGAUUUUUGUUACACGGAUACAGUUUUACGCUUUUGAGAUCGCACGCAACAAACUAGGACUCAACGAAAAGGCGCACGAGAUCGCCAAAGCUGACGCUGCCAAGGAGAAGGCGAAGAAGGAGAAAGAGGCGAAGGGUAAGAAGGGGGGAAAGUCGUAG
Molecule: messenger RNA, 544 nt
Organism: Laccaria bicolor S238N-H82
Lineage: Eukaryota; Fungi; Basidiomycota; Agaricomycetes; Agaricales; Hydnangiaceae
Exons: 9
Coding region: 26-544 (172 amino acids)
Cellular component (GO): cytoplasm
Source: RefSeq, a predicted model, not a curated record